GCUUUUAUUUAUACGCAUGCGCACGAUGGAAGUUCAGGCGAAGAAAGACACCGAUCACUUUCAAAACAUCGAUACAAACGCCAAUACAUCGACGGAAAAGGAAUCAGAAGAUACCAUGACGUCUGUAAAAGACCGGGACACAAUUUUGCAAAUAAUUGAUCAGCUGCGAAUGCGUAAAGCACGGCCAGAUUUGAAUAGGAUCUGCCACAUGGCCUUGCGCAGAUAUGGUACUAAACACUUGGAUACGGAAGUUCAGUUGGAGAAGCUCGUCGACUUAGGUAUUGUAGUUAAAGUAGAUUAUAAAAGCAAUGUAAGUUAUAGGAAUGCAACAAAAUGGAAGAAGAAACCCUUCGGAAGAAAACUCCUUAAUUCCAACAGUACAAACAAAAACAUUCGAACGGCGAUCAAAGCUUUACUGGAACUGGGGAGCGAAGACGUCGGUGCGUCAGCGAAAGACAUUGAAAAAUGGCUCUUGGCUGAAACGGAAAGUCGGCUGACAAAAAAUCAACUUCUGAUUGCGAUCGGGAGGGACGUUGAUAACGGAGGUCUGAAAAAAUUGUCAAAUGGAAACUAUGCUUUAAAUUCAGGUGGAGAAAACAAGUCUAAAACAGUUGCGCGCAAAAAGCAGCAAGUUGCGACGGGCCGAGUUGCGACAGCCACGUCCAGCAAGCCCGACAAACCGGAGAAAACAGAGGCGGCGGCGACUACAGUAACAAGUCCGAAAUUCAAACGCGGACGUCCUCCGUCAAAGCGCAAGAAGUUUAGGAAGACCCAUGGACCAGACUUUGAAACACAGUCUCAUAAGAAGAAAAACAGCUCGGAUGAUGAAGAAGCAUCUAUUUGUGACUACUGUUUGAAGGCUACAAGCAGUGCUUCCUUUUCUGAGGGACUUUUGACGUGCAAGGAGUGUAAAGCAACAGCUCAUCCUUCCUGUAUGGGUUACUGUGAAAGUCUGGCAAGGCGUGCACUGGAAUCACCAUGGCAAUGCAUCGACUGCAAGACCUGCUUUGUGUGCGAGGAUUCUGGUGAUCCCGAAAUGAUGUUGUUUUGUGACUCCUGUGACAAAGGCUACCAUAUGAACUGCCAUAACCCUCCACUGGAGAAAAAACCUUUGGGUAAUUGGGUGUGUAGUAAGUGUGUACUGGAGAAGACUAUGGAGACGUCCUCAGAUGGAGAGGACCUACAGGACUCCAGCGUGAUGGACGACAGUCAAGUCACAGAUGGAGGUGGUGCCUCCUGUCUACCGACACCUUGUGACUCUCCAGCCUCUGAGGAAGAAGAGGAAGAGGAAAAGGUUGAACCACUUCCUAGAAAACGCAAAACAGCAGAGGGUAGGAAGAAGUCUUUAGAUGUGGAUGGGAAAAAGGGAGAUAAGAUGGAUAAAGUAAUCAUCGCUAUUGAGAACGGCCUGUACCCAGACGCUUCAAAAUGGAAAGUGGAAGAUGUUGUUCAUUUCUUCGUAAAUGUAGGAUUUAAAGAGCAGGCAGAGGCUCUUAAAGAACAGGAGAUUGAUGGACAGUCCUUACUGUUGAUGAAGAGGAGUGAUGUUCUCACAGGCUUGUCAAUCAAAUUAGGCCCCGCCCUCAAGAUGUACCAACAUGUGAUGAAGCUGCAGACAUCUGGAUUCGACUUCGAAGAGAGUUGACCUCGAUUCUUCUCUAGUUAUAAAUUUUAAAUUUUCUCUUUUAAUUCUCUUAAUAUGUGAUUUGCUGUGUUUUAUAAGCAAUAGCCAUGACCUUUGACCCUGUACUGUAUUUUUACCAGUGAUAAGCCAGUUGUUUAAGGCUCCCCAUGCUCAAUAAAUUAAACAGAUGAGGGUCAUGGCCGAUAUUUAGAUAUAAGAUCUUCCUGUACACUCAACUUCCUAAAUCAGCUUGGUGUACAUUUAAGCCCUUUUCUAAGGACGAGGCUUGUUAUAGUCGAAACAUGAUAAAUAUAAAUUUUAGGAUUUCAAACUUUCAUGUAAAAAUGAUUAAAUUCUUGUUUAAUAUCAUGGUACAUGUAUGCCUCACCAAAGCUUUCUCUUUGAAAUACUUGUAUUUUUUCAAAAGAGAAGUUUUGAAUAAAAUACUACUUUUACAGAGAAUACAAUAAAUAAGCCAAAAAGGUAAGGAAUUUUGAAACUGAUAUUUCAUCUGAUGCACUAGGUUGUGACAUUGGAUUUAUCUUUCCUUUAAUAAUUACUUGAUUGAAUCAUGAUAGAGACUAAAAAGGGGAAUGAAUUGUUCAAUGGAAUAAAUACAGUAUUGUCACAGUUUUUGUGUGUGAUAUUGAUGGAAAGACAUCAUCUAGUGUUGUAGUAUUCUGAUCCACUUGUAGUGACUUGUUUAACUGAAUUAGAGGUACAUAUGACUUUUUAAUUGAAAAAAUAUUGCAAAAUUUUAAAAGUUGAUAAUAAUCAAGGCAAUUAAAAAUAAAGCAGCUGAUUAUUUGUCUGGAUGGAUGUAACAUCACAUUUAUUAUUGCAUUUGUAACCUCACUUUUUGGUCAGGUCAAAAAUGUGGUCUAUCAUUUUUGGAAACUAUGCCCCAACUUUAUAAGUUGCAGAAGACAUGUGUUGGAAAUACUAUUAAUAAUCCAGGCACCUUCAUUCCAAGCUAAAUAGACUGGAUUUGAAGAGGGUUGAUAGGAGAAAAAAUGAUGUAUAUACCCAUGGUUAGUGGUCAUACAGAUUAUUGGAUGCUGGAUUAAGGGGCCUUGACCACAGCAGACAUUUCAAAAGUAGUUUCUCAGUAUUGUUAUAUUUGGUGUUGAAUAUUAGCAUUUUCUUUCCCUGAAGAAUUUAAACUGUUUUUUCCCAAAAUCAUGUUUUGUAUUUUCCCCAAAUGGAACAGAAUUUAAAAAUAUUGUUAUUUAUGUAUCUUCUUCAUAACAAGCAAAACAUUUUUGAAGUUUUUAUAUUAAAUGCACUGACAAACAUUCUGAUAGCUGUGUAUCAAUUGUUUUGUGAUAGAAAGAAAUAAACUUUCCAAUUUGUGUAAAUGCUGCAAUAUUUUUACGAUUGAAGAGCCCAUUGUCCUGUGUGGAGAGAAGGUUGAAUUAAGUGUUUGAUGAUGGUGUGUACAGCGUAGUGUAAAUGUUGCUGUGUUCUGUUUGUUAUGUAUGUCAUCAUGCUAUGAUUUUACUAGGUAAAUAGAUAUGCAAUAAUAUUAAUAUAUUCCAGUGAUGAUUGUAAUGUAUUGCGACAUUUUUCCAUGCUGUAGUGGGAUUUAUCAGACAAGAUCAUAUGAAUUAUUCCAUUUCUUGUAGUUGUCCUUACAUGUACUUAAAAGUUUCCCUUAUUCAGAUAUUUCAUACUAGUUUAAUGUAGUUCAAUCAUGUUAUAUGGUCACAUAAAUGUUUAUAUGAAGUAUGUAUAACACAGACUGGUUUUAUUCGAGAUGUCUUUACUGUGUAAUGUUUGUAUAUCUAACAAAACGAAAGCAACUCACAUUUUGUGAUCUCAGACUUUUAAAAAUGUUUUGCUAAAAGCUUUAAGUGAACAAGUGUUACCUGUGUAGCAGAAGUUUGUAUCUGGACACCUCUGUUUUGACUCUGACUCACCCAUUUUGAAAUGCUUCAUUUUUGUAUUAAUAAGAAUCCAAGGAACUUUCCCAAAUUCUUGGCUGGUGCUCCUCAAAAAUUCCUUAAAUCUUUCAUAAUUUGACAUUUCAUCGGGAUAUGGUAUGAUAAUUAUAUCGAUUGUUCAGUUAUAAUAAAGAUUAAUUAAUACAUGAAUGAUUCAAUGUAUUUUGAAGUGUGUAAUUCACUUCUAAUGUAGACCUCUGUUGUACCGGUUGUAUUUAUGUCUGGUGUAUUAUUAUCACUUACAUCUUAUCAACAUUUCCUAGACUGUUAAGGAGCUAUAAAUGAGGAAUGGAAGUUUAUGUUCUAGCAGAGGGGCUAGUUUUGUUAAAUUUAUGAGGUAUAUGGAAUGUGUUUUUUUUUUUUACCUCUGAUUGUUUUGCACAGUAUCUGAAUGAGUCUUGCACCGCACUGAUCCCUGUGCUAUAGAGCUACUGAUGAGAGAAAUAUACAUUUGAGUGACCUCCCUUGUAUACAGGCUGUGAAUGAGGAUUUUCAGAAGUUCAUGUGUAGUUAGGAGAAUAAAUAAUGGUUUAGCCUCUCUGACACCUUAUGUCUAAAUAAAAUCUAUGUUGUGUGUUUACAGUGUAGUAUACAAUGUACUAUUGCUCAUUAUUGUAUUUUAUAAAUGUUUAACUGUAUAAGCUGUAGAGUAAGUGUGGUGUGUGAGGGAUAUGUUUGCUGUGCAGUAGUGUUUGUGUGCAUACAGUGUUCAAAUUUAUGACAUGUUUCUCAAGAAUAAUUUAAUCUACUCAACAAUUUAAGUUGUUGGAAGAAGGGGAUGUAAGGUGAUGAAGUAUAUGAUGACGUAUAUCUGGAGUUAUUCAGUAUUGGACAGCUUUUAACUGUCAAGUUUUCCCUAUUAACCCUGUACAACUUAAUGUUGUGUUAUAACUAGGUCUAGUGGAAACGUGGAUUUAUGUCCUGAAAAUAGAUGAACAAUGUCACUGACUCAAGUUCCAAUGUACCGUCAAUGAAAUAGGUUUCCUUUGUCACCUUGGCUACUUCAAACUUAAAUUUCUCUACCCAGUUCUUGUAUGGGCCUCCGUCAGUAUACUGCCAAAUCCCUUUAUAACAACAUACUUUUGCUUUGACCAAUGAUGGCACUGUAAUAAGUUUUUACUGUGGUAUCUUAUGUUAAAUAGCCCCAUAAUGGAAAACCUGUCAAAUAUCUUGAGGAAUAGAAAUAUAUUGGGGAGGUAACUCUCACACAAAUGACUUGAAUAAAUUUUUAUGUGGUAUAAUAAUAACUUGAUAAGGUUUAUUUACGGUAAAAAACUCGUCGGUACAUCAAUUUCCUACAACAAUUUUCAGCUUCAAAAUAUCUAUCAUUUACAAACAUGAUCCGUUAAAACAAAAUAAUGAUAUGAUACAUAUUUGCCAAGAUUAAAUUUUUGUGAAUCAGAGAUUCAUAUUUUGAAGGACCAUGUCAUUUAAUAUAGAUUAAAUGAUGAAGUGAAAAACUUGAAAGGAGAUAAUCUUUUUAUUCUGGAAGAAAUGUACCACAUAAUUUAAUAAUUAGAUAUCUUCUAUCAUAAGUAAGUAAUUACAUAAUUAGAUAUCUUUUAUCAUAAGUAAGUAGUUAAAUAAUAAGAUAUCUUCUAUCAUAAGUAAGUAGUUAAAUAAUAAGAUAUCUUCUAUCAUAAGUAAGUAAUUAAAUAAUAAGAUAUCUUCCAUCAUAAGUAAGUAAUUAAAUAACAAGAUAUCUUCUAUCAUAAGGAAGUAGUUAAAUAAUAAGAUAACUUCUAUCAUAAGUAAUUAAAUAAUAAAAUAUCUUCUAUCAUAAGUAAGUAGUUAAAUAAUAAGAUAUCUUCUAUCAUAAGAAAGUAAUUAAAUAAUGAGAUAUCUUCUAUCAUAAGUAAGUAAUUAAAUAAUGAGAUAUCUUCUAUCAUAAGUAAGUAAUUACAUAAUUAGAUAUCUUCUAUCAUAAGUAAGUAGUUAAAUAAUAAGAUAUCUUCUAUCAUAAGUAAGUAGUUAACUAAUAAGAUAUCUUCUAUCAUAAGUAAGUAAUUAAAUAACAAGAUAUCUUCUAUCAUAAGUAAGUAGUUAAAUAAUAAGAUAUCUUCUAUCAUAAGUAAGUAGUUAAAUAAUAAGACAUCUUCUAUCUUAAGUAGUGACAUUAUUAGAUAUCUCCUAUCUUAAGUAAUAAUAUUGUUUCGACACUAGACAGAAGUGCUUGUUGAGUGUGGUGUACUGACUGUAAAUUGUAUGACUAGAUGUAAUGUAUUAGUAACAUUAUUUUUGAUCUCAUUGAUGUGUUCAGCUAAUGCUAAGCUUAUUAUGAUAAUUUUUUAUUAUAAUUGUUUUUACGUUAUUAUUUUUUUACAACUUGAUAUAACAACGAAAAUGAAAUUUUGCUUUAUACAGAGUAACCUACCUCUAGGAAUUGUAAAUUUGUACAUACAUUUGUUUUAAUUACGCACUGUAUAUGUAAAUUUCUGUUAAAAUGUAACGAAGUCCAGAUCAGUUCUGGUUAGCUGUAGUAGGCUCUAGUAGAUAUUUUUAAUUGUUUCAUAUCUGAUUUAGUUCGUCAGAUUGUGACAUUUUAACCGAUAUUCGUAGUGUUGUUGGGUUAAAAUAAAUCUUAUCUAUGGUCAACUAAUUUUGAAAUAUAUCAAGAAGUUUUCCUGGUGACAUUAAAAAUAAUAAACUACUGCAAACAGUGGAAGCAUUCAUUUUUUUCGUAGUACAAGGAAGAUUUCAACCAGUGCUUUCUAAAGGAAAUAAUUGCCCAUGGAAUGUGAUCUCUUAGUGGAGAUGCCAUUGGAGUCAUUUGCGACAUAUCACAGUAUUGAUUGGCUGAAUUUUGAUCCACAAGAAUAUAAGAUAUAAGUUAUUGACGUAUUUGUUGUAGUCAACAUUUGUGUGAAGUAGAACCAUCAUGUAUUCGCACAGGGUACAGCUAACCAUCUAGAUAGCUGCAUGGGAAUUUAAAUCAUAUCGAAAUGCAAUAAAUUACAUGUAAUUCCAUA
Molecule: messenger RNA, 6536 nt
Organism: Mizuhopecten yessoensis (Yesso scallop)
Lineage: Eukaryota; Metazoa; Mollusca; Bivalvia; Pectinida; Pectinidae
Product: histone acetyltransferase KAT6B-like
Exons: 8
Coding region: 17-1645 (542 amino acids)
Molecular function (GO): DNA binding; protein binding
Source: RefSeq, a predicted model, not a curated record